AACUCAAGCGUCAGUGGUACGUCACGUCGGCCACAUCAGCAGCCACAACAAUCAAAACACUUGCUUCCACAGCUGACCAUACCAUCGUACAUCAUCAUCUUCCUUCUGGCUGUCAUCGGCAACGCCCUGGUGGUGAUGACACUGGCCAAUAACCGAAAUAUGCGAACCAUUACGAAUAUUUUCUUGUUGAAUUUAAGUAUAAGUGACAUGCUGUUGGCUGUCUUUUGUAUGCCAUUCACACUCAUUCCAACACUGAUGCAAGACUUCAUUUUUGGCUAUGUCGUCUGCAAACUUGUCAGAUACUUGCAAGGCUUAGUAGUAGGAGUGUGCGUCUUUACACACGUCACCAUCUCUUUGGAAAGAUUCUGGGCAAUUUGUCAGCCCCUCAAGUCGAGAAAAUGGCAGACGAGAAGGCACUGUUACAAGAUGCUGGUCUUAAUUUGGCUGGGCGCCAUACUCAUCACAAUUCCGACAGGUGUCAGCCACCAGAUUGUUUCACUCAGGAAUGCUAAAAAGUGCGUUGAGAUGUGGACCAAUAAGAAUUUAGAGAUCGCUUACGUCAUCAUCCUUCUUUUCCUCCUUUUCAUCCUUCCGCUUGUUGUCAUGUUUGUGGCGUAUGGGUGCAUUGCUGCUACACUGUUCUGUGGGAUGAGUCCUCAAAAAUUUAAAUCCUACUCAUUCAUCUCUCGCAGAACUAACACAGACAACGAUCUGGCAACAGCAGCAGCAACAACAACAACAACAGCAGCUGCGAAAGCACCAACAUCUCUUACAACAAACACCUCAAACAGCAUCAACAGAUCACGACGCAAGAGCGUGUUGAUGUUGUUCAUUGUCGUAUCGGAAUUUUUCAUCUGCUGGGCACCGCUCUACAUCAUGGAGACGUGGACGAUCAUCUCGCCGCAGACCAUCUCUCGCCCAAGCCCCGUCGUCAUGAAUCUCAUCCAUCUGCUGGCAUUCAUCAGCAGUUGCUGCAAUCCCAUCACGUAUUGUUUCAUGAGCAAGAAGUUCAGGGCCGGAUUCGUUGGAGCGUUUGGAAAGUGUUGCAAGUGUCUCGUCAGCAGGUCGGUUGAU
Helobdella robusta is the source of this 1074-nucleotide messenger RNA. RefSeq lists its product as hypothetical. The transcript has 4 exons. Gene Ontology annotation, biological process: neuropeptide signaling pathway. The record is from RefSeq and is a predicted model, not a curated record. NCBI's taxonomy places the organism in Eukaryota, Metazoa, Annelida, Clitellata, Rhynchobdellida, Glossiphoniidae. The annotation marks the transcript as partial. Gene Ontology annotation, cellular component: membrane. Gene Ontology annotation, molecular function: gastrin receptor activity; neuropeptide receptor activity.